UCUCAUAUGUGAGUAGCGGCCGUACUUCUCGUAUGUCAAUAACUGUGUGUGUUCAAGCUUUGAAUAAAGUUCAUCAACCCUGAAGACCAGGAGACCUCCAAGGAUCAGAUCAGAGUCAGAGAGACAAACCUGACAAACAGAAGAACACAAACCUGAACUGACGCACAGUGACAGACACAGACCAACAACAGACGGUGAAGGUCUGGUUCUGAUGAUGCUGGACAUGGAUCACAUGUUGAUGGUUCUCCUGGUGUUGCUCUGGAGCUCAGGUUUUCGGGCAGAAGAAGUCCACGAUCACGCUGAAGAUGUCAGGUUGGUGGGAGGACACAGUCGCUGUGCAGGAACACUGGAGGUGAAACUGAAAGAGUGGAGGCCAGUGUCUAGCUAUGACUGGACCCUGAAGGAAGCAGCUGGUGUCUGCAGAGAUCUGGAUUGUGGCUCAGCUGUGUCUAUACAAUGGACAGUGGAGCCCAUAGACAGAUCUGUGUGGAGGAUCAAAUCUAACUGUCUUCAGUCUGGAUCUACUCUGAAAGACUGUGUAGAACCAUGGGUGUCUACCUCCACCUUUAAUCUUACCUGUUCAGACUCUGUCAGGCUGGUGAAUGGGUCUAGUCUGUGUUCAGGCAGACUGGAGGUCAAGUCCAACCAGUCAUGGUCCUCAGUGUGUGAAGCUGACUUUGACCAGCAGGAUGCAGAGGUGGUCUGUAGGGAGCUCGGCUGUGGGCCUCCUUCAGUCCUCCAGGGGGCGCUCUAUGGAGAAGUGGAGGCUCCAAUGUGGACCAAAGAGUUCCAGUGUGGAGGCCAUGAGUCUGCUCUCCUGGACUGUAGAAGCUCAGGAUCAACUAGAAACACCUGCUCACCUGGAAAAGCUGUUGGACUCACCUGCUCAGAACCUGUCAGGUUGGUGGGAGGACACAGUCGCUGUGCAGGAACAAUGGAGGUGAAACAAGGAGGCUGGAGACCAGUGGAUGGCUUUCGCUGGACCCUGAAGGAUGCAGCUGUUGUCUGUAGAGAUCUGGACUGUGGCUCUGCUGUUUCUGUAGAAAGGGCAAAGGAGUCCUCAAUCAGACACAUGUGGAGGAUCAAAUCUGACUGUCUUCAGUCUGGAUCUGCUCUGAAGGACUGUGUAAGACCAUGGUUGACUUCCUCCAUUUUCAAUCUCACCUGCUCUGGCCAACAGGGGGCAGACGUCACAAAUACAGAUGGACACUGAACUGUCGACUGUCACUGGUUUCAACAGGAGGACGUCUGAAUCAGAUGGAGUGAAGGGAACGGAAAAAUAAAUGUUUGUACAACCCUAAGUUUCUCCUGGAGACACUGCAGAGGGUUUGUUUACUUUGUUUGGAACCUUGCACGAUUAAUUGGAUCAAAUAUUUUCUGAACAAGAACUUUUGGUUUCAUAUUCCCUGAAGAAUAUUCAAGCAAUUGGGAGACAUCGAAUAUUUUACUUAAAUGUUUUACUUCAGAGACUAAUUACAUAACACAUCAAUCAGUUAUUAAUCAGUUAUUCAAUAUAACAGAUGUAUGAUGGUAAAAACUAAUCAUGUAUAAUUUACAUUGUAUAUCAUGUCUCACCCUGUCCUCAUGUGAUUCAUAGAUUCAUUAUUCAAAGAUAAUAAAAGCAAAACACACAA
Molecule: messenger RNA, 1634 nt
Organism: Larimichthys crocea (large yellow croaker)
Lineage: Eukaryota; Metazoa; Chordata; Actinopteri; Sciaenidae
Product: scavenger receptor cysteine-rich type 1 protein M130
Exons: 7
Coding region: 212-1213 (333 amino acids)
Cellular component (GO): membrane
Source: RefSeq, a predicted model, not a curated record